Leguminivora glycinivorella is the source of this 2040-nucleotide messenger RNA. RefSeq lists its product as uncharacterized. The transcript is spliced from 3 exons. The coding region runs from base 421 to 2040 and encodes 539 amino acids. The record is from RefSeq and is a predicted model, not a curated record. NCBI's taxonomy places the organism in Eukaryota, Metazoa, Arthropoda, Insecta, Lepidoptera, Tortricidae.
UUCACCAUCCAAGAAAGUUGACCUUCUCACCUAUACGCAACGCCUAAUCGAGAACAUUUGGUCCUUCUUCGCCAAAUAUAUCAACGAUUUCUUCGCCAAUCGUCGAGUACGAGAUGAGAGGUCUUUGAGAACCAGCACCCUUGGAAGAGAAAGCGCACAUCAACUUUCUUCUUGGACGGAAGGCGCGUAUGCAGCAGGAAGACCCCCAAGGACACACAAUUUGGGAAACUGCGGAGACCUAUAGGACGAGAACUGGACAUCCGACGAUUUUUAAACGCGCAUAUUUCGUGAACCUGUGACGAGUAUUCUUUCCGCGACCCGUAACAAGGACCCGUUUUCGCCACCACGCAGAGCGAAAUUGCAUCGGAGUCCAAAGUUCAAUCGUGAGUACUCCAGCUUUCCAUACUAAAUUUAACCAAAAUGGCACUUGAUGAUGUAGGGCCAAGCAAAUCACGCGAUAAAUCGCCAGCUAGGGCGAUCUGUGACGUCGCGAUUGAACCCCAUGUUCGCGAUUUAGUGAAAAAACGUGGCAUCAUUAAGGCUAGACUCACAAAGUUCGCAACCCACAUUCAAAGCUGUAGCGAUGAUUUAAACUCGUUAACUGAGCCUUGUAGAAUAAAUUUAAAGUUACGCAUGCAAGGAGCAGAGAGCCUGUACACCGAAUUUAAUAUUCUUCAGACUGAAAUCGAAGCAAGUGUGUUCGAAUCGAACCUUGAUGAGCAGUUAACGCAACGAGAACAGUUUGAGGAUAGUUAUUUCACUGCACAGGCGCUCGCCGAGUCUAUACUCAGUCAAUUUAAUACUACCGAUAAUAAAAGUCUCGCUGUACCGCAAGCUUCAACAAUGAAAGCAAUUAAAUUGCCCGUUUUAUCACUUCCUUCAUUUGACGGCACGUAUGAAAACUGGCUCGCUUUUAGGGAUAUUUACCUAUCACUAGUUCACAAUUCUAAGGAUCUCUGUGACAUCCAAAGGUUCCACUACCUAAAAUCUUCGCUAACAGGUAGUGCUCUGUUAGUUAUAGAAGCACUAGAACUAACGGCUAGUAACUACGCGGUGGCAUGGGAGCUCCUUCUUAAUCGCUACAAUAACAAUAGGUUAUUAAUCCACAAUCACGUCAAAGCACUAUUUUCGCUUCAGUCAGUACCUAAAGAAUCGCACAUUCUUAUCAGAAAGUUAGUUGACACAACAUUAAAAAAUUUACGCGCUUUAAAAGUCCUAGGUGAGCCUAUCUCGUCCUGGGAUACCUUAAUUAUCUAUAUCUUAGUGUCGAAGCUCGAUAAAACCACAGAACGCGAGUGGGAACAACAUAAAAGUAGCCUCACGAGCAGCGACACUCAGAUGAAGAUUAAACUGGAUGAUUUAUUGCAAUUUUUACGUAAUCGUGCAGAUAUGCUAGAAACAUUGCAGGCAUCACAUUCACAAAGUACGAGCACACGCGAUAAGCCGGAAGUGAACAAACAACAUGUCACUCCGAACUCCACUCACAAUUAUAAUAACAACAAAGUGCACUGUAACGCUCACCUCACGUAUGAGGAAUUUAGCACGGCAUUAAGCCAAAUUGAAGCUGUCCUCAAUUCCCGUCCUUUAUACGCCAUGUCCUCGGAUCCGCACGAUUUCCUUCCUCUGAGCCCUGCGCACUUUCUCGUCGGCCGCACCUUGACGUCGCCAGCCUCAGAAGACCUUCAACACGCACCUGCUCAUCGACUCAACCGGUACCAGAUGGUGGAGAAGAUUAGGCAGCAUUUCUGGGCCCGCUGGUCCAAAGAGUACGUCUCCGAGCUACAGACGCGGUCCAAAUGGCGAACUCACUGCGAGGACCUCAAGCCUAACACAUUGGUCCUUAUAAAGGACGACAAUUUGCCUCCCCUCAAGUGGCAGCUAGGACGCAUCGUCAAAACUAUCCCUGGUAAAGACGGAGUAUCCAGAGUGGCAGAUAUUCGCACUGCAUCUGGCAUCAUAAGACGCGCAUACACUAAAAUCUGCCCUUUAGUGUCUCAGCCAGACGAAGAGAAAGGAGGGGAAGCUCAAGAAUCCUCUUGA